Calidris pugnax (ruff) is the source of this 1354-nucleotide messenger RNA. It is a transcript of the gene GLTP, whose product is annotated as glycolipid transfer protein. NCBI's taxonomy places the organism in Eukaryota, Metazoa, Chordata, Aves, Charadriiformes, Scolopacidae. The record is from RefSeq and is a predicted model, not a curated record. The transcript is spliced from 6 exons. Bases 1 to 714 code for a protein of 237 amino acids. Gene Ontology annotation, molecular function: ceramide 1-phosphate transfer activity; ceramide 1-phosphate binding. Gene Ontology annotation, biological process: ceramide transport; intermembrane lipid transfer. Gene Ontology annotation, cellular component: cytoplasm; cytosol; membrane.
AUGUCGGCUAUUGUGCCACAGCUCGGUGGCAGGACGCUUGGGGACAGGCAGAGAGUGUCCUGUGCCCGUCGUGCUGCUCCGGACUGUCACAUCGGGGCCGUGUCCCAGAGCUGGGGGGAUUGCCUGGGGACUCCCAUCGUCUACUCACCCGUCAAAGCCGACCUGACUGGAAAUAUCAAGACAGAUUGCCUGGGGACUCCCAUCGUCUACUCUCCUGUCAAAGCCGACCUGACUGGGAAUAUCAAGAAAAUCCGGGCAGUUUACGACUCCAACCCCGCCAGGUUCAAAACGCUGCAGAACAUCCUGGAGGCGGAGAAGGAGAUGCACGGCUCGGCCUGGCCCAAGACGGGCGCCACGCUGGCGCUGAUGUGGUUGAAAAGGGGCCUGAAGUUCAUGCUGGUGUUGCUGCAGAGCAUCUCGGAUGGUGAACGGGACGAGGAGCACCCCAACCUCAUCCGGGUGAACGCCCUGAAGGCUUACGAGAUCGCCCUGAAGAAAUACCACGGCUGGAUGCUGCAGAAGCUCUUCAUGGGCUCGGUCUACGCUCUCCCCUACAAAUCGGAUUUGCUGAAGGCGUUAGAGAAAGGCAAAGAAGUCAAAGAGGAGGAAAGCAUCGAGAAGAUCCAUCAGUUUCUCUCCAGGGUCACCCCCAUCUUGGAUGCCAUCUACGAGAUGUACACCAAGAUGAACGCCGAGCUGAGCUACAAAGCCUAAAAAGGCUCACGGCAGGGGACAUUUAGCAGGGCUUAAAUAAGGUGUGAAGGGUGCUACCUGUGUCUUAAAUCAACUCAGGCAGUCAUGGGGGGGGUUGCAUCUCCCCGGCUGUCAGGCGACUUUAAUUAUUCUCCUCUGGAUCUGCAGUGGAAUAACCUGUUUUCUAAAAAAAUAAUAAUAAUUAAUUUUUCUAUUGAGAAUACGGCAAUAAAACAAUCGUAGCCCGGUGUCGGCGUAGGAUUGCCCAAGCUUUUCUACUACUAAAGAGGAAAAAAAAUCAAGUGUUUUUAGUCCUAACGGCCGGGUCGAUGUCUGCUACGUUAUGGGGAGGGGGGAUGAAGCGUGUCACUUUGUCCCGGUGUCACUUUGGGACUCAUGGACAGCACCAAGGGGAGAAACAUCCCGAAUGAUGCCGGCGGUGCCCGCGGCGGAGGAUCCGAUGCCUUUCCCUGGGUGACCCCCAAACUCCUCCCGCUUGAAGGGCUGGAGCUCGAGGUAAUGGGGGGGGGACGGGGCUGGCCCCACGCCGUGGUUUGUGGAAGCAGGAGGUGCCUUAUUAACCCCCCGCCUUAGGGUGCUGCCGAGCCCCCCGCCGCGGGGCAGGGAGGCAGAAAUUUAAUAAAAACUCACCGUAACCUCG